CGACAAAGAACAUUCACCUGAGCGGGUCAAAAGACUUGUGAUGGCAGAAGGAGCCGGAUACAAUCCCUACGACACAUGACUUUCGACUCACCUCGAUCAUUCGCGCGAACCCCUCGAAGAUGCCACGCCUCGUCCGCCGCGCGCCGCUUUCUGAGCGCAUCAAGGCCUACUUGGAUCCCUACGACCUCCUGCUGUGGCUUUCUGAGUACCUCAACGACGAUGCAUAUGAGGAAUGGUUGAAGCUCUGGGUGGUGCCGAUUGCCUUUGGACUGCAUGUCGUGUUCAUACUCGCACAAAGCGCAAGCAAGAGUGGUCCCUCAAAACGAGGCGACGAUGUCUUCGGAGAAGAUGGUAGUGCAGGCAGUGGAUGGUUCGCGUGGGUGGCUGCACUAAUAAUGCACUCGAUCACCUUAGUCGCCUGCUUGAAUGCUCUCUGGACCUUCUUCAAGAAACGCUCAUACCGCCUCUUCGAGCAGCCCGUGGACAUGCCGCCAGCUACGCCAUCUGCAACACGGGUUCGAGUCGAUAGCUCUCCACUAUCUUCAUCGCCUCUCCGCUAUCUGCAGCACGUUGUCUCAACUACAACAGCAGCAUCGCGGGCAUAUCCAGAUGCGGAGCGUGAAGUCUGGGAGCUAAACAUCUGGGCUCCUAAUGAGCUUAAUUUGACUCUGUUCACCCUCUUCUCUCCUGGACACGUCCUAAUAUACUACCUACUUCUACCGCCGGCCGCCAUGGACCCCAGACCAUCUGUGACUGUGGUCACCGCAACCGCAUUCAGCGCACUGCUUUCCUUACAACUAUGGCUGAUGAAGUCAUCCUUCGUGCAGCAAGCCAAGGAUCAAGCUCUUGUACAUGGUGAAGUCAUGAACGAGUACGACACCAAAUUUGUGCAUCCUUUCCUCAACAGGCCUGUGCGUGAUGUGGGAGUUCAGACUCGCGGCACAACAACACCACGCGGCAGCAAGAUUCGAGAGGUGGAUGUGUAUACGCCAACUACAAUCGUAAAGCGCGCCUUCUCCACGAAUCCAAACCCGAACUAUGCAAUCCAAUACGAUCCUCAUAACCUGUCCGCCUCACGGCCUUCAUCUCGACGCGACUCUGGUCAAAUUGCAGCACUGGAGAGCUUCGACACACCGCCAAGCGCCUACACCAACGCUCAAACGCAAUCUUACUCGCGCCCAAGUACAGAGCGGAGUCCCGUGAAAGGAGAUGGUGGCAGUCUUGGCGUCUACAGUCAUGCAGCAAGUCCUCUGAGAAAGGCUGUCAGCACUAAUCAGCUCAGAGCAGGUCGAGAAAAUGGUCGCAUCUCGAGCCCGCUGAAGCGCAUGAGUACACCUGGCUCGGGUUCAGCCGCUGACCAGCUCAAUGGCGGGCGGAGGAGAGAGACUGGACGCUAUUAG
Molecule: messenger RNA, 1400 nt
Organism: Pseudocercospora fijiensis CIRAD86
Lineage: Eukaryota; Fungi; Ascomycota; Dothideomycetes; Mycosphaerellales; Mycosphaerellaceae
Exons: 3
Coding region: 120-1400 (426 amino acids)
Biological process (GO): maintenance of rDNA; regulation of exit from mitosis
Source: RefSeq, a predicted model, not a curated record